UGCCGGCUUUACGCUCCUCCAUAUCUUUGUGCCAAGCACUGACUUCCAACCUCUCUUCCCGCUCUAAUUGCCUUCGGUUUGGCGGGGUAAAGAAAGGUUAACAGGGGUGUUUCAAAGACUAGGAGGAUAGAAGAAGGCUCUAGGCACAAUGGCACAAAUUUUACCCAUUCGUUUCCAGGAACAUUUACAGCUCCAGAAUGUUGGAAUCAAUGCCGCAAACAUUGGUUUCUCCACUCUCACGAUGGAGUCUGAUAAGUUCAUCUGUGUGCGAGAGAAAGUUGGAGAGACUGCGCAAGUGGUUAUUAUUGACCUAGCGGAUGCCAACAACCCUACACGCAGGCCAAUCUCUGCUGACUCUGCUAUCAUGAAUCCCAAGUCAAAAGUGAUUGCACUGAAAGCUGGCCGCACUCUUCAGAUCUUCAACAUCGAGAUGAAGAGCAAGAUGAAGGCUCACACCAUGGUAGAAGAUGUCACCUUUUGGAAGUGGAUUAGUGUCAAUACUAUUGCUAUGGUAACUGAUACUGCUGUAUUCCACUGGACCAUGGAAGGUGACUCCCAGCCGACAAAAGUAUUUGACCGUCACUCCAGCCUGGCUGGCUGUCAGAUCAUCAACUACCGAACUGACAAGACCCAGCAAUGGCUUCUACUGAUUGGUAUCUCAGCCCAGCAAAACCGUGUGGUUGGAGCAAUGCAAUUGUACUCAGUAGAACGUAAAGUGAGUCAACCUAUUGAGGGUCAUGCUGCAGCAUUUUGUCCCUUCAAGGCCGAGGGCAACCAGAGUGAAUCCAACCUCUUUUGCUUUGCCGUCCGUGGGCCUCAGGGUGGAAAGCUUCAUGUGAUUGAAGUAGGGACUCCUCCUGCUGGAAACAGCCCUUUUGCCAAGAAGGCUGUAGAAGUAUUCUUCCCUCCAGAAGCACAGAACGACUUCCCAGUUGCUAUGCAGGUUAGCGAGAAGCAUGGGAUAGUUUUCCUGAUUACCAAGUACGGCUACAUCCACCUGUAUGACCUGGAGAGCUGUACAUGCAUCUACAUGAACCGCAUCAGCGGUGAUACCAUCUUUGUCACGGCACCACAUGACCCUACUGGUGGAAUCAUUGGGGUUAACCGCAAAGGCCAGGUUCUUUCUGUGAGUGUGGAAGAGGAGAACAUUAUCCCGUACAUCACCAACGUGCUGCAGAAGCCAGACCUCGCCCUGAGACUUGCAGUCAGGAACAAUCUUGCUGGCGCAGAGGAGCUAUUUGUGCGCAAAUUCAACACCUUGUUUAACAACAUGCAGUACUCAGAGGCAGCCAAAGUUGCAGCUAAUGCACCCAAGGGUGUCCUGCGUACACCUCAAACCAUCCAGAGAUUCCAGCAAGUUCCAGCCCAGCCUGGACAGACCUCGCCACUGCUUCAGUAUUUUGGUAUACUGCUGGACCAGGGCAAGCUGAACAAGUUUGAGUCCCUGGAGUUAUGCAAACCUGUGCUGCAGCAGGGCAAGAAGCAGUUGCUGGAGAAAUGGCUUAAGGAGGAGAAGCUUGAGUGCAGUGAGGAAUUAGGAGACUUGGUGAAGCAGGUCGACCCCACCCUUGCCCUGUCCGUCUACCUUAGGGCCAACGUCCCUGCCAAGGUUAUCCAAUGCUUUGCCGAGACUGGACAGUUCCAGAAGAUUGUCCUCUAUGCCAAGAAAGUGAACUACAACGCAGACUACAUCUUCCUGCUGCGUAAUGUGAUGCGGGUAAACCCAGAAGCUGGAUCCUCCUUUGCCUCAAUGAUGGUCCAAGAGGAUGGUGAACCCCUAGCCGACCUGAACAUGAUUGUGGAUGUGUUCAUGGAGACAAACCAAGUACAAGCGUGUACUUCUUUUCUUCUGGAUGCUCUGAAAAACAACAGGCCUACUGAGGCUGCCCUUCAGACUCGUUUGCUGGAAAUGAACCUGCUAACCGCACCCCAGGUUGCUGAUGCUAUCCUCGGCAACCAGAUGUUCACUCACUAUGACAGGGCGCAUGUUGCUCAGCUCUGCGAGAAUGCUGGACUUCUUCAGCGGGCUUUGGAGCACUACACAGAUAUCUUUGACAUCAAGAGAGCCAUUGUCCACACUCAUCUUCUCAAUCCUGAGUGGCUUGUGAAUUAUUUUGGUUCCCUGUCGGUGGAGGACUCUCUGGAAUGCCUGCGUGCAAUGCUCAGCCAUAACAUAAGGCAGAACCUGCAGAUCUGUGUCCAGGUAGCCACCAAGUACCACGACCAGCUGUCCACCAAUGCCCUCAUAGAGCUCUUUGAGUCAUUCAAGAGCUUUGAAGGUCUCUUCUAUUUCCUUGGUUCCAUCGUCAACUUUAGCCAGGAGUCAGAUGUACAUUUCAAGUAUAUCCAGGCUGCUUGCAAAACUGGCCAGAUUAAGGAAGUUGAGCGCAUCUGCCGUGAAAGCAACUGCUAUGACCCUGAGCGUGUGAAGAAUUUCCUGAAAGAGGCCAAACUGACAGAUCAGCUUCCACUCAUCAUUGUGUGCGACAGGUUCGACUUUGUGCAUGACCUGGUGCUCUACCUUUACCGCAACAACUUGCAGAAGUACAUUGAGAUCUAUGUGCAAAAGGUGAACCCAUCCCGUCUUCCCGUGGUGGUUGGUGGCCUGUUGGAUGUUGACUGCUCUGAGGACAUCAUCAAGAGUCUCAUUAUGGCUGUGCGUGGCCAGUUCUCCACAGAUGAGCUGGUAGCACAGGUAGAGAAAAGAAACAGACUCAAGUUGCUGCUCUCUUGGCUUGAGGCAAGGAUUCACGAUGGCUCAGAAGAGCCGGCCACUCAUAAUGCCAUGGCGAAGAUCUACAUAGACUCGAACAACAACCCUGAGAGAUUCCUCAGGGAAAACACGUUCUAUGACAGCCGCGUGGUAGGUAAGUACUGCGAGAAGCGUGACCCCCAUCUUGCCUGCAUGGCGUAUGAGCGAGGCCAGUGCGACCAGGAGCUCAUCAAGGUCUGCAAUGAGAACUCGCUCUUCAAGAGCUUGUCACGAUACCUGGUGCGAAGGCGCGAUCCUGAGCUGUGGGCAAGCGUGCUCCUGGAGACCAACCAGUACAGAAGGCAACUAAUAGACCAGGUUGUCCAAACAGCCCUGUCUGAGACCCAGGACCCGGAGGAUGUCUCGUGCACAGUGAAGGCGUUCAUGACCGCUGAUCUCCCCAACGAGCUGAUCGAACUCCUGGAGAAGAUUGUGCUUGAAAACUCAGUGUUUAGCGAUCACAGAAACCUGCAGAACCUGUUGAUCCUGACGGCCAUCAAGGCUGAUCGAACACGCGUCAUGGAGUAUAUUACCCGACUGGACAACUACGAUGCGCCUGACAUCGCUAGUAUUGCCAUCGGCAGUGAGCUGUACGAAGAGGCAUUCGCUAUCUUCAAGAAGUUCGAUGUUAACACUUCUGCUAUCCAGGUACUUAUUGAGAACAUCCAGAAUCUGGACCGUGCAUACGAGUUCGCCGAGCGCUGUAACGAGCCGUCAGUAUGGAGCCAGCUUGCUAAGGCCCAGCUACAGGAGGGGAUGAUUAAGGAGGCGAUUGACUCGUACAUUAAGGCAGAUGAUCCUUCAACCUACAUGGAAGUUGUGGAGGCCGCUAACUCGGCAGGCAAUUUCGAGGACUUGGUGCGUUACCUGCAGAUGGCCCGCAAGAAGGCUCGUGACACAUUCGUGGAGACUGAGCUGAUUUUUGCGUAUGCGCGCACCAACAGACUUGCAGAGCUGGAGGAGUUUAUCUCUGGGCCCAACCACGCCCAGAUUGGACAGGUCGGUGACCGUUGCUAUGACGCGGGGAUGUAUGAUGCCGCUAAGCUACUGUACAACAACAUCUCUAACUUCGCCAAGCUCGCGUCCACACUUGUGCACCUGGGCGAGUACCAAGCUGCCGUGGAUGGGGCACGCAAAGCGAACAGCACCAAGACUUGGAAGGAGGUGUGCUUUGCUUGCGUUGAUGGCGGCGAGUUCCGCAUGGCCCAGAUGUGCGGUCUCCACAUUGUGGUCCAUGCUGAUGAGCUGGAGGAGCUUAUCAACUACUACCAGAACCGCGGCUUCUUCGAAGAGUUGAUUGGGCUGAUGGAGGCGGCUCUGGGACUGGAGAGAGCCCACAUGGGCAUGUUCACCGAGCUGGCCAUCCUCUACUCCAAAUACAAGCCUUCAAAGAUGAGGGAGCACCUGGAGCUCUUCUGGUCACGUGUCAACAUCCCCAAGGUUCUGCGGGCUGCCGAGCAAGCUCAUUUGUGGUCCGAACUUGUGUUCCUGUACGAGAAAUAUGAGGAGUACGAUAAUGCGGUGCAGACGAUGAUGCAGCACCCAACCGUCGCAUGGAAAGAGGGGCUUUUCAAGGAUGUCAUUUGCAAGGUCGCCAACAUUGAACUUUAUUACAGAUCUCUUCAGUUCUACCUUGACUUCAAGCCAAUGCUGUUGAAUGACCUUCUCCUGGUGCUUACUCCUCGUAUGGACCACACACGUGCCGUGGCCUUCUUCGCUAAAGUCAAGCACUUGCCUCUGGUCAAGCCAUAUCUGCGCUCAGUACAGAGCCACAAUAACAAGUCCAUCAAUGAAGCUCUAAACGAUCUGCUGAUUGAAGAGGAAGAUUAUAAUGGACUGCGUGCCUCCAUCGACGCCUUUGACAACUUUGACAACAUCAAUCUGGCGCAGCGCCUGGAGAAGCACGAGCUGAUCGAGUUCCGCCGCAUCGCCGCGUACCUGUACAAGGGCAAUAACCGCUGGCAGCAGUCCGUCGAGCUGUGCAAGAGGGAUAAACUAUUCAAGGACGCCAUGAUGUAUGCCGCUGAAUCACGCAAGAAGCAGACGGCCGAAGAUCUUAUCCAUUGGUUCCUGGAGAUCGGCCAUAACGAGUGCUUCGCCGCAUGUCUCUUUAUGUGCUACGAUCUUCUUAGUCCGGAUUACGUGCUCGAGCUCGCCUGGCGCCAUAAACUUAUUGAUUUUGCUAUGCCGUAUAUCAUACAAGUAUUAAAAGAAUAUAUAGAUAAGGUCGAUAAAUUACGAGCUCAAGAAGCGGAGCGGAAAGAUCAAGAAGAAACUAAGCAAGACGCACCUAUAGUAUUCGAUAACCCACAGCUGAUGAUAACUGCAGGUCCUGCUUUUGCUCCACCUGGUUUUGCUGGACCACAAGGAAUGCCAGCAAUGCCCCCCCAACAACAACCCUACGGCUUUCAGCCAGGAUACGGCAUGUAACCCUCUACAGCAUUUAGGGAAAAAAUAUUACCAUGUAACCAGACAAUUUGAGUAGGUAGUUUUUUUUUUCAAGAAAUUUUUAAAAGCUGGGAUGUGGAAUGGGUUAGUGGCAGGAUGGUAGAAUUUUAGGUACAAAAAUUUACUUCGACCUUGAUUUAGUGAUGGCUAAACUGAUGUUACAGAUUCAUAGGUACGUGUUUCAAGAGAACUGCUCAUUUUAAUACGGCGGACAUUUUUGGAAACAGCAAAGCCAAAAAAAUUGUCAAAUAUGCUGCAGGAAGUUCUACUUCUAAGAAUAACAACAAAUAAAUAACUUCUUGUAAGGGUGAUUUAGGCGAUUUAAGGAAAGCAGAUGUUGGGCGCUAAGAUGUAGAGUCUUGGACACAUCAGUAAGGUUUUGUGAUUUGGGUGUGGCUUCUUCCUCGUUCUAACACUCCAGCGAAACAUGUUAUUCGGGUAAUUCAAGUCUUUUUGGUUCUCAUUGUAAAAGCGGCUUUGCUUCUUUAUUUUUCUUGGUGUACCUAGUGCACCUGAGUGAAAGUAAACUUAAAAGCCCAUGCACCAUUCACAAUAGUUAAAUAAAUAAUGCUUUGGUAAAAA
Molecule: messenger RNA, 5782 nt
Organism: Nematostella vectensis (starlet sea anemone)
Lineage: Eukaryota; Metazoa; Cnidaria; Anthozoa; Actiniaria; Edwardsiidae
Product: clathrin heavy chain 1
Exons: 30
Coding region: 149-5182 (1677 amino acids)
Biological process (GO): receptor-mediated endocytosis; intracellular protein transport
Cellular component (GO): clathrin complex; clathrin coat of trans-Golgi network vesicle; clathrin-coated endocytic vesicle
Molecular function (GO): clathrin light chain binding; structural molecule activity
Source: RefSeq, a predicted model, not a curated record